Messenger RNA from Drosophila serrata, 2122 nucleotides. It is a transcript of the gene Smyd4-2, whose product is annotated as SET and MYND domain containing, class 4, member 2. Gene Ontology annotation, molecular function: histone deacetylase binding. Gene Ontology annotation, biological process: compound eye photoreceptor development. The record is from RefSeq and is a predicted model, not a curated record. Gene Ontology annotation, cellular component: cytoplasm; nucleus. Lineage: Eukaryota; Metazoa; Arthropoda; Insecta; Diptera; Drosophilidae.
CGUCCACCGCCAGCUGUUUUCAAUACUCUUCGACGCAGAGGUGAUCGGAAAACGCGGACGGUCUUGAUUUUAUUACAAUAUUGAAUUGGAUUUUACAUAAUUGGAGCAGGAAAAAAUGGAGUUCGAUGCCUAUCACCAGAUCUGUUCGACGCAGACCGUCCAGUCGGAGAAGAAGGGUUUCUUCAAUGAGUUCUGUGUGGAUGUGCGCGAGGCAUGUGGCGACAAGUGGCUGCGCAACUACUUCGGCAAGCUGAAGUCCAAUGCAGCUCGAGUGCUGUCCAUCUUCAGUGACCGCGAGGUGUGCGAUCCGGUGCUGGGUGUUCUGGAGCAUGUCCAACCGGUCUUCAAGCAGAAGGAUGCACUUUUCUCCGCCCAGCGACGUGCUCAGGCGGAUAAGUUCUACCUGAUGAGUGGCAGCGAGGCGGAGGAGAGCAGCAGGGAGCUACUGCAGCAAGCGCUGCUCGCUGCCAAUCUUGCCGUAAUGCGGGCACCGGACCGGAAUGCGGAUCCCACCAUCGAUGAUGGACUCACCCUGGCAUUGGCCUACAGAUCGAGAGCCUCCAUUCUCAUUCGGCUGGGCGAAGGUGAGGCUGCUCUCAGUGACCUAAAAUUGGCAACAAACUUUGGACUGGAGCUGAAGUCCAGUGUGGACUACUACUGCAAGAUGGCCAAGGCUUAUGCCGUCAUGGGAGAACCGGCACGGGCUGAGAUCUCGCUCAAGAUAGCUGAAAAGAUGACUGGUUCCGAUCCCACUCACAUCGCCCUAUGUCGCAAGGAAAUAGCUGCUGCGAAGGUGGUGCCCAAAGAAAACCACACAGGACAGGUGCCCCAGUUGACGCAUGGAGAGAAUCCGGAGCUGAGUGGAGCAGCCAAGGUGGUCAAGUUAGUGGAGACCAAGGAUAAGGGUCGUUUUGUGGUGGCUGCCGAGGGUCUGACAACAGGAGAUGUGGUGCUCUGUGAGGAGCCAGUGGCCGCCUGCCUGAUACCCAGUUUCUUUGGCACAAACUGUCAUCACUGCUUCAAAAGGCUGCACACGCCGGUGUCCUGUCUACACUGCUCGGGAGUUGCCUUCUGCUCUGCUCAGUGCAUGGGAGAGGCCUGCUCCAGCUACCAUCGCUUCGAGUGCGAGUUUAUGGAUCUUUUGAUUGGUUCCGGAAUGUCCAUCCUAUGCUUCAUUGCACUGCGCGUCUUUACACAAGCACCCAACCUUGAGGAAGGUUUGGCCACGGCAAAUCUGCUAUUCGAACACCUGUGUUCCCAUGAGGACGAGCGCCAGCCGGAGGAUUACCUUCAGCGCUCCCUAAUGGCUGGGUUCCUGAUGCGCAUCUUGCAGAAGGCUCUGUACUUUGGCCGGCGGAAAACGGAGGGCGUCAAUCCCACGGCCGUGGAGCUGCAGGUGGCCACCGCUCUGUUAGGUCUGCUCCAGGUGCUACAAUACAACGCCCAUCAGAUAUAUCAGACCCAGGUGACCGAGGAGCUCCGCUUCGAUGGCAGCAGGACGGUGUUUGUGGCCGCUGGACUAUAUGGCACUGGUUCCUACUUUAAUCACGAGUGCUGGCCCAGUGUUGCUAGUCACUUCGUGGGAAAGAAGCUGGUUCUUACGGCCACCAAGCCGCAUCGUCCCAACGAAGUUGUGGCAGUAAACUACGGUCCCAUAUUCAUUCAAAUGAAUCUCAAGGAUCGCCAGCGCUCCUUGCGAGGACGCUACUCGUUUAGCUGCAGUUGCAUGGCCUGUCAGGAGAACUGGCCCCUGCUCCAGAAACUAGACAAGCAAGUCCGCUUUUGGUGCACUUCGGCCAACUGUGUUAACUUGCUAAAGUUCCCCAAGGAUUUGUCCAAGGACGUGCGGUGCCCGCGUUGCCGCAAGAAUAUAUCCCUCAAGGAGAGUGUCGUCAGGUUGAUAAAGACCGAGGAACUGUAUCGGGAGGCCGCCCGGGCCAUGGAGGCCCAGAAAACUUCAGAGGCCAUCGAGCUUUUCAAGGAGGGCAUCGAGAUGUUCUUCCAGGUGGCUGCUCUUCCACACAAAGACACUCUCGUGGCGCAGCAAUCGCUCCAGAAAUGCCUUGCAGACACCGGCACCACCUUCAAGAAGUAGGGUCUUCCCCAGAAUUCGGGCAUAUCU